AUGUCAUCCGACGCAGCUUCUCAUCCCGAUGCUGGGCUCCUCCUGGAGCGCCAGCCGAUCCGCAAGGUCGACACUCAACAUUUGCGUCUCGGCCAUGCCCUCGCCUCUCACCAGCUCAACCACCGUCGGCACCACCACGAGCUUGCGAACAUGAAGCUAGCCAAGCGAGUGCUCGAAUCUCGCGAUGCUGCCAACUGCGCUGCCGGUGGACUGUAUCUCGCUCCAGCGGCAGAUGCUACCGUCCCAUCCGCCAAUAAGACGACAAUAUCGUGGGAUAACUCUUGCUUGGACAAGAGCAUUGACAAGAUUGACGUCUACGUGUACGCCCCUGGCUCUCAAAGCGCCUCACUUCCCAUCCACGCAUACGUUGGCAUUCCUGCCAACCGUGGCUCCUACGACAUCAAGCUGGCGCCCAAGUGGUGGAACGCUACGUCGAACGUGGACCUUCAGCUCAACAUUGUCAAGAGCGGCAAUGAGCCAUGGGACUCUUCAAACCCUUCAGGCCCCAUCUGGCAUGCGACCUACGCUGCUCCUCUAGACGGCUCUGCUCCUCCUGAUGAUGCCGUUCUUGGAGGCUCCGACUCCAAGAUUGACAGCGUCGUCAGCGUCUUCUACUCUGGUGGUUCCUUGACUGCUAGCGGUAAGACUGCCGCCAUCGUCUGCCCCAUCAUCGUCGUCCUGUGUGCUCUUGGUGUUUGGAUACGUAAACUGCACAUCAAUCGUAAUAACAAGACCGCCGACUGGGCCGACCACAUGGACAAGCGCAUGUCUCGUAUCUCGCUCGACUGGAAUUCUGGUGGCGAUGGCGCCCACGGACCUACGCCUGGCUCGCGACCCGCCUCAUUCAUGCGCCCACAAAGCACGUUCGCGCGACCAAGCAUGGGCGGUGAUUCGUUCUCGAACAACAUGGCCGGCCGUGGCGCUGGAGCGUAUGACGGCAUGGUCGACGAUGAACCUGAAAUGUCCGAGGCUUACGGUGGCUUCCGUCGCCCUCCAACAGAGGGCCGCGACAGCAUGAACAGGCAAUCUCGCAUCUCUUUCGCCGCCGACACCGCUGGUGACCGCAUUUCUCGCGUCUCUUACGGACCAUCGUCUGAGGGUCACAGCGCCGUUCGCGGUCACAAGCAAAGCUCUUCGAUGUCCCGCGUUCGCAGCUACUACGACCCCGAUGCGCCUGCCAUGCCCAAGCUCGACAACAGAUGGCAGGAGGGCAACCGUGAAUCUCGCUUCAACGCCGACGAGCCAACCGAGGAGGUCGACGAUAGCCACGACCUCACCUACAUGAGCCCAACCCAAAACCAAGGACCUACACCUAUCGGCAACGGCGACGUUGACACCAUGCGUGCCAGCCUGGAUGCCCAGCGCGCUCUUGGCGGCAACAGCCGCAACCAGCGAGCAUUGACACCUGCCGACGAUGAGGCUGACAACGACUUCCGCAACUCUGUGCUCAAGUACCCUGCUCUCUCCAUGGUCACCGGACGCGAAGGCAGCGACGGUCAUGACAUGUUUGGCCGUCCCGUUUCGGGACUGUCCGAGGGCGGCGAGAGUGCUUACGCCCCCGCUGAGCAAGGCCGUCAGGACGAGUAUAUCGACCACUCCCACUACGGUACUGCAGGCGCGCACGCCAUCUCGCCCGACCAUCCUGCUCGUCGAGGUGCUCCCUCCACCUCGGCGCAGACUGGCAUGGCGCCCGCUCGCAAUUUGACCUCGCCAGACGACGCUCUCCGUCAAUACGCCGCUCUUCGUGCCGCUCCAGGAGCUGCACCGAGCAACGGUGGCAUGAGGACACUGUACACUCCCGAUCCCACACCGCAGGAGCCUGCUCCUGCGGCCGGACGCCGAGGCAGCAGCAUCUACAUUGACGCCCCGGGAGCUCCUGGCCUUGGUCACCGUGUGCAAGGCAGCGUCAACACUGCAGGCUCAUCGCUCAACGAGGAUGAUGUGGUCGGCUACAACCAGAUGGAGCACUUCAACUCUGGCCGUUGA
This is a messenger RNA of Ceraceosorus bombacis, 1986 nucleotides long. The record is from the annotation of a GenBank genome assembly. Lineage: Eukaryota; Fungi; Basidiomycota; Exobasidiomycetes; Ceraceosorales; Ceraceosoraceae.